GCCGAUUUCUUGCCUGCCCUUUUAAAUACCGUCUCACUAAACAUUCAAUCCGGGUUGAUAUUUGAUAUUAUCGGUUCAAUUCGAAUCUGCAAACCCCGCUAUCCCAUCCAUCCACUUCCCCUCCUACCCCAGAAUCUAAUCCAAAAUGGCCACCGCUCAAGCUGAAAAACCGGCCACCAAAACCUUUGCAAACGACCCUGACGAUGUCUCCGACUAUGAUUCCGAGGAUGACUACCUCUCUGACGAUAACAUUCAGAAACCCCAGCAGCAGCAGCAGCAGCGACGCCGGCGUCGUCCCCAGCGUCAGGAACCAGAAGAAGAGGACGAUUACCUCUCAGACGAGUACUCGGACGAGUACGAUGAUGAUGAUGAUGACUACUACGACGACGAAGAUGCAGAUGAUGAAGUCCAAGCCAUGGAGCGCUACCAGCCCACAACCAUCAGCAGCCGGGAUAACGUGCCUCAGCAGCCGAUCUCAAACGGCGGCAUGCAGCCCGCCGAAGAACGGAAAACAGGGGAUGACUGGGAGGAUCAAGACGGAAUGAAGCUCAAAUUGGAGCUGAAUUUGGAUAUCGAGGUGGAGUUGAAGGCUCAUAUUCACGGUGAUUUGACGUUGUCAUUGCUGUAAGUAGUCCCUUUUCCCAACUUCAUAGGCUUUUUGAUUGCGGGGGG
Molecule: messenger RNA, 672 nt
Organism: Aspergillus sclerotioniger CBS 115572
Lineage: Eukaryota; Fungi; Ascomycota; Eurotiomycetes; Eurotiales; Aspergillaceae
Exons: 1
Coding region: 146-628 (160 amino acids)
Source: RefSeq, a predicted model, not a curated record